GGGGCUGCCCCAUUCAUAGGGCUUGUAGGCAGGGAAGCAAAGCGCAGGAGCGGCCAAACACCAUCAGCGACGUAGUGUGUGAGCCAAAUGAUGGUCUCUCACUGAAAAUACCAGGCCGGGUAAAAACUGCGCUAUCAUUACCAGGCGUUUCGACAUCGGAGACACUCUGUUUCUUAACCGUCCUCUCAGGAAUGGGAUUUGAAUGUCUUGACUGAAUACUGGAGGUCCUGUGCUAGACCUGCCGCGGAAAUAGACUUCCUAGCCGCCUCUGGUUCCUCACCGCUGCCGCAGACCGGCCACCCUACUCGGCUCAUUUAACCCAAUCUGUCCGUGGACCACUGGCUCUGGCAUCUGGACACAUCGGAACUGGUCUGUCGUCGUUGGAAAUACGCGAAACGUGCCUGUGUGUGCUUUUGCCGCCUGUAUGAUGCCGACACAUUUGCGGUUCCGGAGAAGGUCAUUCCUUGGGCUUUUAUUCCUUUUUUCAUUGUCCACCUCCGCAUUGUACUUCAUCUACUCCGCCCCCGGAAUCGUGAAUGAGUAUGUGUUCAUGGUCCAAGCCAGAGGGAUCCAGAUCAGAGAGAACGUGAAGAACAUUGGGGCUCAAGUUCUGGAGCAGGUGGUGAGAGGGGCUUACAACAUCAAUGGCACAGAUUAUUCAUACGACUUCAACGUGAGCGAGAGCGAUGCUCCUCCCACCACAUUCCUCCCUGAGGACUUCACCUACCUCCCCUCACAGGUCUGCCCUGAGAGGCUGCCCUCCAUGAAGGGAAGGUUGGAGGUGAAUAUGAGUGAGGUGUCUCUGGAGGAAGUGGAGAGAUCCUUGCUGAAAGGAGACUCUAGCAUGGCCUCGGGAGGCUACUGGAAGCCUAAAGACUGUCUACCUCGCUGGAAGGUGGCAAUUCUAGUUCCAUUCAGGAACCGACAUGAACAUUUACCCAUUCUCCUGCGGCAUCUGGUACCAGUGCUGCAGAAACAGAGACUCCAGUUUGCCUUUUAUGUCAUAGAGCAGGGAGGUAUGGAGCCGUUUAAUAGAGCCAUGUUGUUCAACGUGGGCUACAAAGAGGCCAUGAAGGACCUGGACUGGGACUGUCUGAUCUUCCAUGACGUGGACCACCUCAUGGAGAAUGACAGGAACUACUAUGGCUGCACAGACAUGCCCCGACACUUCGCAGUCAAACUUGACAAAUACUCCUACAUGCUUCCAUAUAAUGAGUUCUUUGGUGGAGUCAGUGGCCUGACGGUGAAGCAGUUCAAAAAGAUUAAUGGAUUUCCUAAUGCAUUCUGGGGCUGGGGAGGAGAGGACGACGACCUCUGGAACAGGGUGCAGUUCGCAAACUACACAGUAAGCAGACCACACGGAGAGCAGGGACGCUACAUGUCAAUCCCACAUCAUCAUCGCGGGGAAGUCCAGUUCCUCGGGAGGUAUAGUCUACUACGCCACUCAAAGGAGAGACAAAAAGUGGAUGGUCUUAAUAACUUAAACUACUCCCCCCUAGUGUCCAGGAGGCCUCUUUACACCAACGUCACGGUCAGCUUGAGCAGAAAGCUUGCACCUGUAGCUGACUACUGAUGUAGGCACAGCUGGACUUAAAAAAAACACCUGGGAAUCAAAGUCCUCUGGGACAUCAGCCAUAUCUCACCAGUUGCAGCACUGCUUUGGACUUUUAAGUUGAUUGAUUCUUUGCUUUGCUUCUUUUGUUUGUAUGCAAAAAAAGGAGACUCAAAAAAGAAGGACGUCAGAUAAAACAUAAAAAGAAAUUAAGGAUAAAUGCUGCACUUGCUUGUGCCACAGUCCAUCACUUCUCUCAUCAUGGCUUCUCUAGUCUGCAGUCUCAACAUGCCUUUUGCACCAUUUUGGCCUUCAGCAUCCAUUCAUUCAUUUACGUAUUCAGUCAACGAUUAGGACAACCCUACAUUUGUGUGCUUGUUCAUUGAAAUAAGCCAUGAUACACACACAUUAGCACACACAUUAGCUGGACUUACAUGUACUGACACAGUCUCCGAGGUUUUGACUUAUUUUUUCUUUGCUCUUGCACUUCUUUUAGCAAAUGCAGUAAACCUGUGAAAACAUUUUGCAUGCACACACGACAACAUAACAACUUUAACUGAGUGGACUCUUGCAGCUGGUUCUGCAGAAGGUAUGCCAAAUCUAAGGAAAGAGUGAGAGAAAAAGCCCUAAAAAGAGAGUGUGUGUUUUCAGCUCUGUAUACUGUAUGUGAAAUCCUACACUUAGAGAGUAUUAAUACCUUAAUCAUCUCUCACCGACUGUGUUUUGUCCUGUGAACAUACCAUUUAAAGACUGUGAUGUUUGUGUUUGCGUAGUCGCAUUUGACGUUCUGGCUGCCUGCAAGUGGCUGUAUGUUGGAGAGCAACGCUCAUCCUGUUAGCAAUAAGCUCUAAUAUCUGACAGCAGAACUUAGUCAUGACUUCCUCACUCCACAGAUGCAAUAGCACGGGUGCUAGCAUACCCUCAUUGGACUACAGAGACGGAGCGACUGCGUAUGCAAACUUCACACUGAACACACCUUUGCCUAAGCAAACAUGCUGCCCAUUUCAGAGCAUGUGUGUGUGUCUGCGUGUGCAUCUGUGUGUAUACAAUUGAGGAAGAGCUAUGCAAAUGGCCUGUAUGUAUCCUAUUGGCAGUGUAAAGCUCUUCAGGGUGACCUCCUGGAGACUCUGAAACUGUGACAGAUUGACUUGAGACCUCACUCUGUGUGCGGUGUGCAAGUCCAGGCCAGGGAGGCAAAAUCAUUUUAUUUUUUAGAUCCCACAAUACUUACACACCCUCAUUUCUAUGGAAAAUGAAGCGGAGGGAGAAUACUUGAUUGCCGUCACUGUCACUGGUGUUUACAGAAGCUUUUGCUUUGUUACUUUUUAGAUUGUGUAGUGUUUGCAAUAUAGCUAACCAACCCUCGUCCACUGAGGGCGCUGGCAAAACUGUAUGUCUACAAGAACCAAUCUAUGGCUGCCUUUAUUUUUUUAAUAACUCUUCUAAAUCCAGGUGUGGGUAGGGAAAGCAGACGAGAAAGCAACACGUGAUAAAUCACUGAUUAGCGCUGUUAGCAUGUGGCUAGAAAGUGUCCUCAUGUAAACCUUGGGGUGUUUUGAUCUCAGAAAGUUGGGUGGCAUGCAGCACUGUGUAUUUACAUAGAAGUUGCUAGAGAUAUCCCUUUUCCCGAUUUGUGUGCUUGAAGCUGUCAACUUUGAGUAAAAUAUCCCAAUACUGUAAAUGUAGAGAAAAAAAAGACAAACAUACAGACACUUUCUCCUCACUGUCUGUCCUCUGGCUCUGGUCAUGCAGCUACUUCAUUUCACACUGAUCGCCUUGUAUGCAUUUCUUAACAUGUAUGUUUAAGGGGGAAUAACAUAAGUGAUUGACAAAAUGUUGUGUUCCCACAAUGAAAUAAGAAGUAUAGAGGCUGGACCUCAUUUAUUUAUUUGAUCUUUAAUGGAUUAUUUUCUGUAAGUUUUUAUUUUUCUUGCGGUUGAUGUGACGAUCGAGCAGGUAACAUAUGACAGACUGUGUUAAAUGCACUGAAACCUGUAGUUAUGUGUACUUAUGUGGGAUUGUGGGGUUCAGGUCUGUGUAAACAAGGUGCUGCUCCAUUCCAGACACAGGUUUUGAUGGAAUGGAACAGGACCCGUCACCUGGUGUGUGUUAACCUGCUGAACAGACACGAUGGAGGAAGCCAUUUUGUGUGACGACCACAGGAAGAGCAAGACGCCUAAUCAGAAAACGCAAGCAGCCCCUGUCUUUCACUGAGCACCUCCUUUUAUACUAAUUGAUAAUCAAUGGUGCUGAUCUGUCAGAGCUUCCUGUAAGGAAUCCUCUGUCUCUCUACGUGCUCACUGGAACCAACGAUUUCACCAUAAAUGCUAGUGUCAACAGGCAAAAUAUUCUUCAACUUUAUACGGCUCUUUCACAUUAUUCCAACCUGCAUGUCAGCGAUUGCUUUUGCUUCCAUGUAAGGUUACCCUGGCUCCUUUUCAUCCUGCCAGGUGAAGGUGAAGCUCAUUUGUGUAUUUAUUUUCCUGCAUUAUCACAGACAGGAGCACGUGUUUACCUCUUAGCCAGGCACUCAGGAGGUGCUCAGUGGAAGCCACGGACAGUAGCGGUAUAUGUGUUAAGUUUUCUUUUCCAUGUGUGUUUGAGUGAAAUGGCUCACCUUUCAGAGGUCUGACUGUCCUCCAUGUAGAUUAUAUUAUUUUGUUUUACAGCACUGAGAUGUAGUGCAACCUGGUUGUGAACAACUCACAGGUCCAUUUCUAGGACUUCACACAUACAUGAUGUUCUGUAUAUUAUCAUUUCUGUUUGCAUUGCUUUAAAUUAAAAGCUAAAUGGACAUAUAGUAAAGGCCAAUUCAGGAUUUAAGCAAAGAGGCCCUCUUUAAGUCUGUUUUUUGGGUCUCUACUCCUCAGUGUAGAUUGAGCUGACAACAUAACAAACAAGAUGAUUUUUGUCCAAAAUGGGCUCUCUUCUGCUUUUUAUCCUCAGUACAGGAAAUAGAUUGUUUUCUGUUAAGAGCAUGCUGACAGUCGUGUUCCUGUUACUGUAAAUGGUCUCGAUUCAGGCAAGACCAGGCCUGCUGCUCACCUGAGAGGAUUUAUCAUCCCGUAAUCUCACCUUCUCUGAUCCAUUUUAUGCCAGUUUGAAUGAAGGGACCAAGCUUUGGCCAUCUGACAAAACUGGCAGCCUUAAAGCCUCUUAAUUUAUUGCAGUGUUUUGUUUUGUUUUUUCACUCAAGUUUUUAUUUUUUUUUAUAAGCGAAAAUAUUUAAAUUGAAAAAAGUGCAUAUCAAGAAAAAGGUCAUUGUAAAUAUUGUUGUGUGUAGUGUUUUAGAAGUUCUAUAAGGUCUUAAAUCACUACAGAUGCUAGCAUAAAGAACAAGGCUUUUGGAGGGAUUUGGCUGGAGGUUUUACCGGGUGCCAUUUAAGUGCUAGUAAAGCUUACACUGCGACAUCAAUGGCUUUACAUCACUGCUUCCCUGCACAGCCUUUUUUUAACUAAAGAUAUCCUUAUCCCAUGAAUUUUUAAAAUCCCUCUCUCGAUCUCCGAGGUGCUCUCUCUUUCCGGAGGCCUCCCCUGCACGUUCUAUGUUGUCGCCAUUGAAGAGACAUAUUACGCCAGACAUGGGCAUCAGUCUUCACAUGUUCGUUCACUGUCCUCGUUUCUGCCUGUGAUGUCUCUUUGAUAGUGACAGCAGCGUGGGGUAAGGCGCCGGUCAGAGGAAAGCACUGCAGGAUGCCGAGUGUCAGCCAAAAACACCAUAUGCUUACAAUGCAACAAAACACAGGCACCCAAAACCAGCCACACAAUCCACUCUAAAAUCUACACUGAUUCAUUUUUGUAUGAAAGCUUACUAUUAAUAAAAAAGAAA
Cheilinus undulatus (humphead wrasse) is the source of this 5381-nucleotide messenger RNA. RefSeq names its product UDP-Gal:betaGlcNAc beta 1,4- galactosyltransferase, polypeptide 5 (gene b4galt5). The record is from RefSeq and is a predicted model, not a curated record. The transcript has 9 exons. NCBI's taxonomy places the organism in Eukaryota, Metazoa, Chordata, Actinopteri, Labriformes, Labridae. Gene Ontology annotation, biological process: carbohydrate metabolic process; glycoprotein biosynthetic process. The coding region runs from base 425 to 1573 and encodes 382 amino acids. Gene Ontology annotation, molecular function: UDP-galactose:glucosylceramide beta-1,4-galactosyltransferase activity.